Molecule: messenger RNA, 2511 nt
Organism: Linum tenue
Lineage: Eukaryota; Viridiplantae; Streptophyta; Magnoliopsida; Malpighiales; Linaceae
Source: the annotation of a GenBank genome assembly
GUUUCAUGUCCUCCUCUUUUGACCCUCUCCUCUUUUCUUCCCUUUCUUCUUCUUCUUCUUCUUCUUCCUCAUUACUAUAUCUUCACAUCACCAUUUCCAACGAAGCCAGAAGAACCUCUCAACUAGAACCCAAAACAAAGAGACGAAAGUGAACAGAGGAUUCUGGAGAAGCUAAGUAACUACUAACUAACAACAAUGGAGAAGAAGCAGGCCAUGUGGUUGUACCCAAGGCUUCAUGGAUUCAACCCUCCUGAGAGAUGGGGUCACUCUGCUUGCUACUCCCAUGGCUCUCUCUACAUCUUUGGGGGAUGCUGUGGAGGCCUCCAUUUCAGCGACGUUCUAGUUCUAGACCUCCAAACAAUGUCGUGGACCGCCAUGGAAACCAGAGGGCAAGCUCCAGGUCCCAGAGACAGCCACAGUGCUGUAAUCCUAGGGCGAAGAAUGAUCGUUUUCGGGGGAACCAACGGCCGAAACAAAGUCAAUGGCCUCCACGUCCUCGACCUCGACACCAAAGAGUGGAUAAUCCCACAAUGGAUUGGGAACCCGCCUUCGCCUCGCGAAUCCCACACAGCAACCAUCAUUGGAGGUUCCAAGAUGGUGAUUUUCGGCGGGAGUGGAGAAGGCGAAUCGAAUUACUUGAAUGAUCUCCAUGUGCUAGACCUUGAGGGCAUGGUUUGGGUCGCCCCUGAAGUUAAAGGUGAGAUUCCUGUCCCUAGGGACAGCCAUUGUGCCGUUGAGAUUGGGGAGAGCAGCAACAAGCUUCUCGUUUUUGGUGGGGAUCGCGGCGAUAGGUACCAUGGCGAUGUCGAUCUCUUCGACAUGGACAGCCUCACAUGGUCCAAGCUAGUUGUUGAUGGGUGUUCUCCUGGAGUGCGAGCAGGGCAUGCUGCUGUGAGUAUUGGAACAAAGGUUCUUGUGAUUGGAGGGGUUGGAGACAAACAUUACUACAAUGAUGUUUGGGUUCUGGAUACAGCGAGUUCUUGCUCGUGGACGCGGCUAGAUGUUUGUGGACAUCAUCAGCCUCAGGGGAGGUUCUCUCACACUGCUGUGGUCACUCCUUUUGACAUUGUCGUCUAUGGCGGGUGUGGAGAAGACGAGAAGCCACUCAACGAGCUGCUGCUCUUGAAUUUAGGGGCGCAUUCGAACAAUCUCGGCCACAAGAUCAUCCAACAGAAGCCCUUCUGGAUGAGAUCAGCAGAUACAACUAAUCCGAAGAGGAAAAGGAUGAUGAAUUCGAAUGCUUCAGCACGCUGCUGGGAGGUUGUGGAGUCACCAUCGCAGCAAGAGGAGCAUUCACUUUCGCUGUCUCAACAUUCUUCCCCAUCACUAUCUGAUCAAGAACAGGCCUCGACGAAGAAGAGAGCAGCCAGCGAUUCCUUCUCGAGCUUGUUCAAGCAAUUAAAUCCGCCUCCAACGAGGAUUCACCACCGCACUGCAAACACGAACGACGUGCCAAGUACUAGGAACAUGAUGGAAAGAGCAAUCUCGUACAAUGCUGCAGAGCAGCAGUUUCUUAGGAGGAAAGCAAUGCUGCUGUCUCCUCCAGAUCAGCAGAAACCAAUUGAACAACAGAACCUGAUUGGAGCCGAGGUACGGGGGAAGGUGGACGGAUUGUUCGAUUCGGGGCUACUGAUGACUGCAAAUGUGAAUGGGAGGAUACUGAGAGGAGUGUUGUUCCCAGCUGCGCCCAUGGUUGGAAAUGGAGUAGGGGGAUGGCUGUCAUCUUCACCGUCAACAACAACGACAACACGAGGCGAAUUCUCUACUCGUGUGAACCAAAACAGAAUGCUCCAUCGACUGCCAUCAUCGUCAUCAUCGCAUUCGUUAUCAGUGUACCGGAAUCAGAAUCAGAAUCAAAAUCAUCGCCUCUUCGUGCUGAGUAAUAAGCCUAGUGAAGAGGCAGGGGUGGGGCAGAGUCGAGUGAUGAACAGAGGAGGAGGUAUAUACUAUGCAGAGAGUCAAGGGAGUAGCCCGGCGACAACAACGGUGGCGGGGUCCGGAGGUGAGAAGGAGAAGAAGCUGAGGAUGAUGGAUCAUCUUGAGGGUGUGGUGCUAACAUUAGGAGGACCAGGAUCAUCAUGUGGAGAUGGAGGUAGUUAAAAGAAGAUGGCUGAAUGGUCAAAAUGGGUGUUCUGUUAGUUUGUUUAGUGGGUUUUUUGCUAUGUAAAUCUUAAGUAGGGUCUGCAAGUAAUCAAAAAGUUUGAAUCUUUAGCCAAAAUCAAGCCUGAUAAUGAAAGAGCAUGAAAACAAAAGAGCAAUUGGAAGGGGAAAGAACCCGUGGUUUGCGGGGGUCAUGUUCCCUUGUUCUUCUUCUUCACGAGUCCAUCUCCUUUGCCCUGAUGGGGCAGAUCUGCCUGUCAAACUUUGUUUUUUGAGAUGACAUGAUAGUGAGAGCUGAGUUUGAUUUUAUGAUUGAGUGAUUAUCAGUUGGAUAGAUAGAUAGAUGGGGCUGCUGUUUUGUCAUGAUUGAUUCGAUUGAUUGAAGGUUUCCAAUCUUGUCUUGUCACCACC